This is a messenger RNA of Cyphellophora attinorum, 1887 nucleotides long. RefSeq lists its product as uncharacterized. The transcript is spliced from 2 exons. The record is from RefSeq and is a predicted model, not a curated record. The coding region runs from base 1 to 1887 and encodes 628 amino acids. NCBI's taxonomy places the organism in Eukaryota, Fungi, Ascomycota, Eurotiomycetes, Chaetothyriales, Cyphellophoraceae.
AUGUCGUACGAUGAAUACUACGACCAGGAUGAGCGAUAUCUAGAAACAAUUCAUGAAGUAGAGUCCAUUCGAGAGAGGCCACAGAGCGUAGCGCAUCCUCAAGCUCUGCCAGAAUUACCUUUUCGAGCCGUCCCGCCAUUACAGCAUGACAACAGUCGAGUCGCUUCCUCAGUCUACUCGACUAAUGAUGCCACACAGCGCGACAGCCGCAUCGCCUCGUCUCUUUACUCCCAGCCAUCGCCUGGUCAUCCUCCAGAAGACAUCAAGACCGCAGACCUGUCAAAUAAGGAGAACGUACGAGACGAGAUAUCGCCCGUGAGCACACCGCGAUCAGCGACCUUCCCAAUAGGCUCAGACACGACUGUGUCUCCUAUCGAGUCCUCGUUUCCAACUUUUGCACGCGCGCCUCUCCCCGAGCACCCUGUCAAGAGCAAGAUCCCGCUGCCUAGGUCUACGACAGCAAAUGAAGGCAAAACACCUCCGGGCCAGCGAACCAAGAAGCAGGACACCAAGUGGGACGCAUACUCUGGUGAACAGACGACCUCGGAUACUGGUAAGCGCGGGUCGAUUCGCCUAGAGCCGGAUCAAAUUGCCAUGCAGUUUCCUCAGCUCAAGGAAAGAACAAAGCAAAUCUUGGCCGGCCUGCGGGAUCCUGAAGCAAAGAAAACAACGUGGGGCCGACAGCCACCGCCCGUUGAAGAUCCGCUGGAUGCGCCUGUCCAGCAACGACCAGCUUGGAAAGGUGCGAGUGGCAGAGAGGCCGUCGUCGAGCCUGUGAGGAACGAUCGAAGUGCUCGAAAGGGGCCACUGAACAUUCCCCAACGGAAUGUAAGUCGUGAUAAUCCGGUCGCGUCACAGGCCAGGACGCAGUCGCCCGAGGUCUCUGCUCACUCCAGCCCAGCCCUUGGAUCUGGCCACCUCCCAGUGCAAGAGCCGCAUUCUUUUCACCAGCAAGUGACCAGUACGGAGAACGAGCGGUCUAUCCGCAAAGUGCCAUCUCAAGAGCCCGUGAAGCCCAUCGCACCGUUGAAGACGAGACAGGAUAAAGUCAAAUCGCAGACUGAUCCAACCAGUGGUGGCUUGUUACAAAGUCCGUUUCAGAGUCCUCCGGCACGGUCAGCAGCACCCACACGCGCCCCUGAAACAGCUGCAACGCACAAGCAUGGAGUUGCGUCCCCGGACGGUCUAGGCGAUGAACCGUCAACGCCGCCACGCAGGUCGUCACUUCGGAUGAAACAUAAGCAGGGCUUGCAUCCCGAUUCUGCAGCACCUCAGGAUGAAGUCUCACGCUUCAGCUGGACCACCUACGCGACUACGGUCAACGAUAGUCCGCUGUCAAUGCACCCGGCCACAGACAGCAGUCCUGUGCCCGCGAUGCCGUCCUCGAUCCCUCCAGUACAGCCUCGGUCCAACGUUGCACCUUCAGCUUCGUCUCGAGCAAUGCGACAGUACUCCAAUAGCGAUGCACGGCAUUCAACUGCAAGUAUCGUAAGUCGGAAACCUGUCGGCGAUCGACGUAGAUCGUCCUCAAUGCAGUCUUCAACAGCGAAGGACCUACCACCACCGCCACCUCCUGAAGCCACAUCAAACAAGGACAAAGUCGACAUACUUGAGGCACGGCAAGCACACCUCUUCACACGCAAGGUCAACAAUGGCAGAAUUCGAUCCGAACUGACCGAAGCACUUAGACGAAACGCCAUCAUAUACGACAUCUACAAACGGAAGGAGGUCGAGGUCCGCAUCAAGGAGCUCGAACGGGAACACGACGAGAUCACGCAAGAACAGCACGACGUCGGUGUUCGAUUGCAUCGUGCGCAGAAGAAACGCGAUAAUGCUGACGAAUAUGAAGGUGGUACUGCGCUUUGGAUUACCAGGGUCACGCAGUAA